Molecule: messenger RNA, 4071 nt
Organism: Trifolium pratense (red clover)
Lineage: Eukaryota; Viridiplantae; Streptophyta; Magnoliopsida; Fabales; Fabaceae
Product: UDP-glycosyltransferase 71K2-like
Exons: 1
Coding region: 2248-3642 (464 amino acids)
Molecular function (GO): UDP-glycosyltransferase activity
Source: RefSeq, a predicted model, not a curated record
AGAUAGAAUUUUAGAUUGAUUUUAUGAAUUGAAUUUCAUCUUACAAAAUUGAGUUUAGUUCCAUUUUUGGGGAUUCAAAAUUGAUUAUGGAGGUGUAGAAUUGAUUUUGACAUGUUCGGAUGUUAUCAAAUAGAACCAAUUUCGCCUACAGAGUUGGUUCUAAUUUGAAGCUAAGAUUUGUAGUUUUUGACUCCAACUUGACUUUUGCACUUAGAUUUAUUGUUCAACGCACGUUUCCGUUUAUAGGGAUAUGUUUCAGUACUUUUACUUUUACAUUCUAAUCCAAUUAUUCUUGGAAAGUCUCUGUUAAUGAGGAUGAAACUGGGCUAAUCAAUAAUUUCUUAAUACAGUGACACCAUAUAUUUUUAUUCUUUAAAUUUAAUUCCCCAAAUGAUGUCAAUUUUCUGCAACUCUUCUGUUAUAAUCUGUCAUUAUUUUUGUGGAGUUGAAUUAGCCUCAAUUCAAAUUGUGAGAGUUUCAUAUUGAACAAUUGUUAAUAAUUGGGAAACGUCUCUCGCCUUAUAAGUUAGUUUGGUAGAGUUUAGUUAUAUCCAACUUAAAUUGCAGUUGUAAUCGUAUCAAAUUAUAUCCAACUUAAAUUGCAGUCAUACUCCUUAAUAUGGCAACAGUUAUGUGUUUUUGUUCUGAACGAACUCAAAGAUUACACAAGAAAAUAGAGGAUAUCAUGCCCAAUGGUGGGGUGUAUCUAAUGAUUAACUUGGGUGACAAAUUGAGAAUGAGGCAUACCUUGAGUGGUAAUGCUGUGAGAUUUAUAUAGCUUGAAGUAAGGAGUAUUGUGCUUGUGUCAGGUAAUAAGUCCACUCUAAAACAGUUUUCCCCAAGUCAAUUGUUUUUGUUAGCAAGGAGAGUCAACUUAUAAGCAUAGUUGCAUUUAAGUGUGCUAACCUGCAACGGUAGCAUGAAACUGACAUUAUUGUUCGAUUUCUGACGACCAAUGAACAUUUGUAGAGUUUUUUUUUUUUGAACAGCAAUGAACAUUUGUAGUGUUUUAUGUGACUUUAAAAUUGUUAAGAGUAGAAGGAUGUGUACUCAUUUGACCUAGUCAGGGUAGUUGAGGUCCUUUGCUUAUGGAUCGAGGCCCCCUUUCUCCGAGCUAAUAAGCCAGGUAGGGAAGUUGACUUCGCUGAAGAUUCGAGGUAAUCCCUACUGAGGUUUCAAAGUCAUAUUGUUGAAGUGUCGCAGUCAUCUACCUGAGGUAACAAGGUCAUUCCCAUCCGAGCUAACGAGCUAGGUCGAGGACCUUGGCCUCGUCGAAAUCUUCCCGUUGAGGUUUUAAAAUCCAGUCCUGUUAGGCCUUGACUCAAUUCGAAACAGUUUUAAAAUUUUCUUAACCAAACUUUUCUUCCUUUUCUUUCAUUAAACAACGGAUCAAGAUUCCAUGCAGUCAAAAAGUAUAUGUAGUCAUGACUUACAUGCCUUUAGAUUAAAUUUUGAUAGGUCCAGUUUUGAAAAUGGAUGACUAAGAUUCACAUGCAGUCAAAUAGUGACCGCACGGAAUCCAUUUCUUUAAACAACAAACCAAAAAAUUGACAGCUGAUUUUAUUCUUUAAUUCUACUAUUUUCUUCUAUUUUGUUUGUUUUACUUAAUGACAUUUUAAGUUAAUGUCAACUUUUCUGUUUAAUUAAUCUGAUUAUUAAGAAAGUCGGAUUCCUCCUAUUGGACAUGCUCUUUUGUGAUUUCCAGCAAGCGGAUCUCUGACACCAUCACAUGUUGAGUCCUCAGCCUUCCUUGGAAUUUUGAAUGUGACAGCCGUUGAGUUCAAGAAAUAACAAUAAUACUUUGUCACAUGUUGAUAUCAAUCAACUUAAAUUACUUGUUUUUUUACAGAAUCAAGUUAAAUUACUUGGUCUUUGAAAAUAACAUUUUUAAUUUUAAUUUUUUAGUCCAACAUGUGUUAUUUUUAUUGAUGUUUCUUGAAAGCGUUUAGAUGAGAUGAUACAAGUCUCUUUAAACUUAACUAAGAUUGUGAGUUCGAUCCCUGACUUGGGCAUGCAACAACCCUAAACUCUUACGUAGAGAGUAAGCAUGCCGUAUUUCUCAUGCAAUGUUUCUUUCAUCAAAAGUCAAACAUUAGAUUUGUCCUGCUAUUGUUUAGUGCAAAGAAAGAUUAUGUAGAUUAAUUAAUUAAUGAAUGAAAAUGUGUGGAAUCAACCUUUAAAUUGCACCUUGAGAGACAUCAAAAACUUCACAUUUCUCCAAAGUCUCCACUUAAAAAAACAAAGAAAAUGGUUAUGAGUAAGAUGAAGAAGAAAAUAGAACUAAUCUUCAUUCCCACACCAGGGAUUAGUCACUUAGUUUCAUCACUACAAUUUGCAAAACACUUAAUCAGCACUAAUAUCAAUCUUUCCAUUACAGUCCUAUGCAUCAAUUUCCCAAACACACCAUUUUCUGAUUCAUACAUCAAAUCAGUUCUAGACACACAACCUCAAAUCCAACUCAUUGAUCUUCCUCAAGUAGAAUCACCACCAAAGGAGCUAUUAAUAUCCCCACCAUGCUACAUCAAAACCCUCAUGCAAACCCUUACACCUCAUGUCAAAUCCACCAUUCAAACCAUUUUGUCAUCUCAUGCAAACCAAGUUGUUGGUUUAGUCUUAGAUUUAUUCUGUCUUUCAAUGAUUGAUGUUGGAAAUGAACUUGGUAUCCCUUCUUAUUUAUUCAUGACAUCAAAUGUUGGUUUUUUAGGCUUUGUGUUUUCUCUUCAAAACCGUCGAAUCGACGAUGUGUUCGAUCAUUCUGAACCGGAGUUGUUGAUUCCUGGUUUCUCAAACCUAGUACCUUCUAAUGUUUUACCUAAUUCUGCUUAUAGCAAAGAUGGUGGCUAUGAAGCCUAUUACAAACUUGCUCAAAAAAUCAAUGAAACCAAAGGAAUUAUUGUUAAUACUUUUUCUGAGUUGGAAAAGUAUGCUAUUGAUGCAUUAUCUAAUGAAAAAACUCCUCCUAUCCAUGCUGUUGGUCCUUUGAUUGAUCUCAAAGUUCAUCCUAACCCUAAUAUAGAUCAAUCUCAACAUGAUCUUAUAUUAAAAUGGCUAGACAAGCAGCCACAUAAAUCUGUUGUUUUUCUAUGUUUUGGAAGCUUUGGAGUUAAAUUUGAUCCAUCUCAAAUAAGAGAAAUAGCAUUAGGACUUAUGAAUAGUGGAGUAAGGUUUUUAUGGUCUAAUAAUGCCGAGAAAAAAGUGUUACCAGACAGGUUUUUCGAAUGGAUGGAAUCGGAAGGUAAGGGAAUGAUAUGUGGAUGGGCACCACAAGUUGAGAUAUUGGCACAUAAAGCUAUCGGUGGAUUUGUUUCGCAUUGUGGAUGGAAUUCUAUUUUAGAAAGUUUAUGGUUUGGUGUGCCAAUAUUGACAUGGCCUAUUUAUGCAGAACAACAGUUGAAUGCUUUUAAGAUGGUGAAGGAAUUGGGAUUAGCUGUGGAGUUGAGAGUGGAUUAUAGAAUAGGUAGUAAAGAUCUUGUUAUUGCUGAGGAGAUUGAGAAAGGGUUGAAGCAUUUGAUGGAGAAAGAUAAUAUGGUACACAAGAAAGUUCAAGAGAUGAAAGAGUUGGCUAGGAAUAGUGUUGUUGAUGGUGGAUCUUCCUUUAUUUCUGUUAGGAAACUUAUUGAUAAUAUGAUGGGAAGCAACUGAUAAUAAACUAUUGUUUUGCUUUUAUAAAUGUUGAUCUUUUCCUUUAAGAAUCAAUGAAUAAAAAAGUUAUAUUUUGCCAGCUACUUAGCUCAUGUGAGUAUGUGAAAAGUUUAUAUUUAGAAACAAGACUAUUAUUAAUUAAUACUACGAAAAUGUUGGCAUUGUGCAUGACAAAUUUACUUGAGUGAUAUAUGAAAAUUAAAGUGCAACUUUAAAAAGCUUCCGAAUAAAGUCACAACUUGUUAAGAUACCAGCAGCUCGGCUUAUGGUAUUGUAUCCGAAUCUGAUGACAUAUAGUCAUAUUAGGUUUUAGUUACUAUUUUUAAAGUCUUUUAAUAAGUUUUUAUGCGUAAUUACAUGGUGGUUUAGAGGUGAUUAUAGUCGGAGUUGAAAUUUCACAAAGAUUUUGAAGACAAAUCAUAAAACAAG